Molecule: messenger RNA, 252 nt
Organism: Peronospora matthiolae
Lineage: Eukaryota; Oomycota; Peronosporomycetes; Peronosporales; Peronosporaceae
Source: the annotation of a GenBank genome assembly
AUGGAUGGCAAGAAUCGUGACCAAUGGCUUACAGCCAUGACUGAAGAGCUAGAUGAAUUAAAUUCGAACGACGUGUGGAAGAUAGUCAUGUUUCCAAGAGGCGCGCACGUCCUGCACAACAAGUGGGUAUACAAGACGAAGACGGAUGCGAAUGGUGUUAUUGAACGAUACAAGGCUCGUUUAGUUGUAUGCGGAAACGAACAAGUUUUCGGCGUCGACUACAAUCUGACUUUGCGACGGUCAGAGAUUUAG